UGAAUAUGCGAAUAGGCCCUUUAGCUAAUGGUAGGUACCAUAUAAAUUCAAUUGGGUGUAUAAACUAAAUGACAAUAAAAUGGAAUUAUAGAAAUCCUUCUUGAAGAUUUAAUUCCUGGACAGCCACCAAUGGUUGGACUUCAGCCUCGGCCACCUGUAUUGCCGCCAUUCCACAUUCAUGGAGCUGGUAGACCUAGGAAGGGCCGUAGUUGUCAACGGGCAGCAGCAGUUCCAGAAAAUCAUGAAAUGGUCCGGCAUCGAAAUGUGCGCCAACAACCAGGUGGUGGUAACCUUCGAUUAAUUGAAGAUCAUUGUCUUCUCGGGAAUUCGGAUAAUAUUGAGGCACCAAUCCAGAUUCAAGCAAAUAAUGAAGACCGAAAUGUGCCACUUGAUCUACCAGGAAACGAAAUUGAACUGCCAGAUAUUGAUGAUACGUUAGUGGAGGAAGAGGUCUAUGAAAUAGUUGAACUUGGCAUAGAUGAUGCUCUUGUUGAAGGUAGAUUGAUUUUAAAUGUUAUAAUACUGAAACAUUAGGUUAAUAACUUUCAAUUUUGUUUCACAACAAAACACUCCACCAACUCAACAGGCAGUUGAUUUAGAUUUCCCUACAUUCGAAGGCAAGUUAUUAUUAUAAUAAUUUUCUUUUAAAAGGAUGUUACACUGACAUUUGUUAUCGUCUUAGAAGUGUGUAACAUACCUAAUUUUACUCUCAAAAAAUCAUGUUUAG
Molecule: messenger RNA, 727 nt
Organism: Acyrthosiphon pisum (pea aphid)
Lineage: Eukaryota; Metazoa; Arthropoda; Insecta; Hemiptera; Aphididae
Exons: 4
Coding region: 130-534 (134 amino acids)
Source: RefSeq, a predicted model, not a curated record